This is a messenger RNA of Priceomyces carsonii, 1866 nucleotides long. RefSeq lists its product as uncharacterized. NCBI's taxonomy places the organism in Eukaryota, Fungi, Ascomycota, Pichiomycetes, Serinales, Debaryomycetaceae. Gene Ontology annotation, molecular function: transmembrane transporter activity. Gene Ontology annotation, biological process: transmembrane transport. The coding region runs from base 1 to 1866 and encodes 621 amino acids. Gene Ontology annotation, cellular component: membrane. The transcript has a single exon. The record is from RefSeq and is a predicted model, not a curated record.
AUGUCUGGAAACGAGGCGUCUCGCGAUAGGCUCAUCAAUUCUGAUAAUGAAACUAAUCUAGAAGUGGCAGCUAAUAAUGUAUACGAAGCUAUCCUUGAAGACGAUGAUCCAGAUAUACAAGAUGAAGAUGUGUUGUGGUUGAGGGAACAGAGAAUGUUAAACAAAACAAUUCAUUGGGUGAAAAGGCCCUCUGUUACGAUGAUUAGUAUAAUAUUGUUCAUCAUUGCUUUCGGAGUUGCUAGUGGCGAGUCCACAAGAAGAAUUAUAAGUUAUAAGUUAGCUUGCAACUAUUUCACUAGAAUUAGAGACGACAAGCAGUGUGAUGCAAACGAAACGCAAGUUUUGGUUUCAAACUUGCAAUUGGCAUAUGCUCUUCUGUCAAAUGUGAUUCUGAUGAUACUAGCUGGAAAGAUAGGUCAAAUGUCCGAUAGAUAUGGCAGAAAACCUUUCCUAGUUCUUAUAGUAGGUUGUAACAUUCUUGCUAAGAUUAUACGGUAUUAUAUAAUGGCAAAUUACGAUUAUCUUAGAUUCAAUCUCAUGGUGCUUACAGAGAUUAUAGGCAAUCUUGGAGGAAGUGUCAUGGUUUUAAUUAAUAUUGUCAAUUGCUACGUUAGUGAUGUCACUGAACCACACGAGAGAAUCUACUCACUUGGUCUUGGCGUGGCUGCGUAUUUUAUCGGAACAAGCAUUGGACCUUUGGUCGGUAACUUUUUGAUAUCUGCUCCUCAAAAGAUGGCAAAUGACAAUGUUUUGAAUCUUAAAAACGCUAAACUGGCUGGCAGCGAAAUAGGUUCUCUGGAAUUUAUCCCUUUAAGAUUAGAAUUAGCAUUGAUCAUGUUGGCUUUCGUAUUUUCAAUAUUUGUCUUGCCGGAAUCAAGACUGCAAAAAGCACAGAAGAAGUCCAGAUCUCUAUCAGUGUCGAGCGCUGAAUCGAUUCACAGCUUAGGUGUACCAGUUUCAAAAUGGCGAAGCUAUCUUGACUCUGCUAAUUUUUUCAAGCCAUUAAGAUUACUCACCUACCCGGAUGAGAUAAUCAAUCCAUCGAAUAGAUGGAGAGCUUCAAAGGAUCGCAUGUCGGUAGGGAUCUUGAUCGUGGUCGAUUGCUUAAUAAGUUCUUUUAUGAUGACAUUUGUCGAAAUCCUUACCCUCUAUGGAAUUUAUGUAUUUGGAUGGGUGCAAAAGGAUCUAGGUCAUUUAAUGGCAAUUUCAUGCUUCUCUCGAGCAUUUGUCUUGAUGGUAUUGUCUCCUGCGAUCAAUCAUGUGUUGCAUAAAGUUGUAAAGUUCAAGGUUUUGAAACAUGAAUUCGACAUGAAUGACUAUGUCAUCUCUGCUUUUAGUUUCUUUAUUGAAACGGUUGGGUUCUUGAUGUAUGCUCUUGCUCCAAACACAAAAUUGUUCUUGUCAACUUCAGUAUUAACAAGUCUUGGCUCCAUAGUGGGACCGACCUUAACGUCAUCACUAAUCAAGUUCUACCCAGAGUCUAAAACAGGAGAACUCUUCGGGGCCAUCACUCUCUUUAAGAAUCUAUUACUAUUACUUUGUCCAAUUGCUUUAAUAUCAGCCUACAAGUUCUUUGUUGCAAGCCUUCAUCAUCCCGAAUAUAUAUUUUAUGUUGGUGCUUCCAUCCUUUUAGGUUGUUUGAUUGGCAUCUUGAUCUUAAAAAGAUUGGCAAAUUUGAGUAUCCACAGUGAGUCUGAGGUAUUAACCAGAAGUAAUUCUGUGUCGUUCAAUAAUAUUAAUAAUGAAACUGAUCCUUCCAGUUCUCGGGAUAAUGAGUUUACCAGAGAGCUUCAUAAGAACAGCUUCUCAGAUUUACACAGGAAAAAUAGCUUUACACAUCAACAAAGGACUCAAUCGUUCUCAUAG